Molecule: messenger RNA, 2659 nt
Organism: Thunnus maccoyii (southern bluefin tuna)
Lineage: Eukaryota; Metazoa; Chordata; Actinopteri; Scombriformes; Scombridae
Product: ubiquitin carboxyl-terminal hydrolase 37-like
Exons: 17
Coding region: 625-2220 (531 amino acids)
Biological process (GO): G1/S transition of mitotic cell cycle; protein deubiquitination
Cellular component (GO): cytosol; nucleus
Molecular function (GO): cysteine-type deubiquitinase activity; cysteine-type endopeptidase activity
Source: RefSeq, a predicted model, not a curated record
CUGUAGAAAAUGAAACUGUAAUUUGUGAGCUGUUUUCAAAGACUUGAAUCUUCAGUAGGAGACUUUCUGAGACAGAAAGUAUGGAGAGAUGGAUGAACACACUAUUGGUUUUGGUCUUUUAAUGGGAUUUGUUGACAGUAAAGAGAACAUAAAACAGUGCCAGCCUUUUAAAGAACACACUAACCAACAGUGACUGAUCUCAGCCAUCAGCUCAGGAUCAGAUAUUAUUAGUGAUCUAUGAUAAUAAUUGACAGUAAAUACAUUCUAUUAAGUUCAUUUCAAUAUAUAUUCAUUUAUAAAUUCAGGUUUGUCUGCUUGUUGAACAUUUGUUGACACUUUGCUUAUGCUUUGUGAGGCAGUCAAGACUAAAAUACUGUAUCUACUGUUAGUAGCAAUGACUAUAUAUGAUUUUAAUCAUGUACACUGUCUGUAUUCUAUAAUGUACAGUAUUGGAUGGACAGCAGUGUCUGUGUCAUAGAGACUGACAUUCUAGAACUGUCAUGUCAUGAUGCAACAAAGGACAUUCUGAUUCAGCUCAGCAGAUUUUGACUUAAGAUCCUGAAACAGUACAGAGCAGCUGGUUAACAUUUUACUCACGUUGUAUCUACGGAAAGAUCUACAACCAUGUUUAAAAUGCCUCGCUGUCUACGAAAGAAAAAUCAAGUGUCAGUUGUGGAAGAUGAGAGCCAGCUGUGCUCCAUCUCUAGUGCGAGCAGUCAGAAGUCCUCUGUGGAGAAGCCACCAGGAAGGACUCCUUGGCUGCACAGACUGUUCGGUCGACCUGUGUUUUUGUUGUCACGUCAGAAGAGCGAAAGGGAAAGAGAGGAAAGGGGACAGCGCUCCGGCCACCAACAGAGAGUCACCUCCUCAGACGCUCCAGCCAACCAACAACCAGAGAAGAAGACUCGCUGGAGGUGCCGAGUCUUCGACUGCUGCAGAAGAAAUCGACGAGUCGCUCCGGCUGCCGACGACCAGGGAGACGACGGAGAGCAGAGAAUCCCUCAGAAACCUCAGAGGAGCCCUGUCAAAGCUACAGAUGGGACUCUCACUGCUGAUGAGGUUGAUGAGGUGGUGGAGUUUGAUGCUCUCACUGAGGAAGAGGAGGAAGCUGUGACGAAGACAGAGAAGAAAGCAGCCAACAGAAAACAUGAGCUGCACAGACUCACAUCUUUCCUCCUCUCUGGGUAUCGGACACUGGCCAACCAGGACUCGUCCUCCAACAGUGCCAAAACACAUCACGUCCGUCAUGGUGAUGUCAUGACCUCCCAGAGCCUCAGAAGUCAGCAGGUCGACUGGUUUGGCUUUCCCAAUCCAGCUCAGAUCUGCUAUAUGAACUCCAGCCUUCAGAGCCUGUUCACUAUGAAGGACUUCAUCACAGACAUCAUGUGCCAGGUGGAGGUGUGGGGUUCAGUGCCUCAGGCUGAACUGAUCAGAAGACUCAUGAACAUCACGUUGCUUCACCGCUCCAUCGACGUCCGUGACAAACUCCAGGCCCUCUUUAUGUUCAAGAGCACCCUCUCUGUCCAGGCUCAGGAGUUCCAGGAUUUCAACCAGAAAGAUGCUCAUGAGUUGCUGACAACUCUCCUGGAUCAGAUGAGGAGUUUGUCGCCAGCGCUGCAGGAAGCAGCUGCCCGCGUGGGAAGAAGCUACAGGUGCCCCGUUGAAGACCACUUUGAGUUCCAGAUGAAGAACACAAGGAUCUGCAAGAGGUGUGGAGCCCGGACUACCAGAGAAGAGGACUUCAACAACCUGUCUCUGGACCUGGUGCCUGGAGCUUCAGUCCAGCAGAUGCUCCAGGAUUACCUGAAGGAGACAGACUUGGACUUCAGGUGUGACUGCGGUGCCAACACAUCUGGCCAGCAGUCCACCUUUGUGAACCUUCCCAAGGUGCUGAUGCUUCAUCUGAAACGUUUCCGCUUCACUCCGUUCCUGCAGCUGGAGAAGCUUCGAUACCCAGUGGAGCUGUUCAGAGAGCUGCUGGUGACCUCCAGCCAGGCUGAUGGUUGGUACAGUCUGGUGAGCGUCAUCAGCCAUUUAGGCUCUGGAGGGGAACAAGGACACUACAUAAGUGACGGAGUGCACCCAGAUGUGGAGCUGGAUGACCUCGCUGACCGCUGGCUCAUUUAUAACGAUUCAGAGGUCACAGAGACAAAGGGGGCCUCUGUCUGUGAGCGGCGGCAGCGAGAUGCCUACAUCCUUUUCUACCAAAGACGGAUGUAGAGCAGUGUGGAGAUGGGGGACUGUGUGGCACUCUCCUGAAGAUGAUGCAGUGGAGGUGAGCGACCACGGGAACUGGACAUCACAGGUAAGUGUGUUCCUCUCUUUUGUCUUUCUGCAGGUGGUGAAGGAGAAGAUGGAGAUUCAGGUUGGACCAGCAGCUCGUAUCGUGGUCUGAAGCAGCAGGAGGACCCCCAGCCCUCAGGAGGAGGGGCUUCUUCCAGAGAGCCUGGUUCCUCCCGAGGUUUCUCCACGUUAGAGGGAGUUUUUCCUCGCCACUGUCGCCACACAACUCGUCUCCUACAUACAUCAUUCUAAUGCGGCUCUGGAUUGGACUGUUACUGUCAGACAUGGAGAUGAGUUGCUCUGAAUCAACGUGGCUUGCUCUCUGGGAACGACCAGCUGUAAAUAAAAAGAAAUAAAUAAAUAACUUGAGAAUUAA